Molecule: messenger RNA, 621 nt
Organism: Ananas comosus (pineapple)
Lineage: Eukaryota; Viridiplantae; Streptophyta; Magnoliopsida; Poales; Bromeliaceae
Product: proline-rich proteoglycan 2-like
Exons: 1
Coding region: 1-621 (206 amino acids)
Source: RefSeq, a predicted model, not a curated record
AUGUCGUGUUUCCGCCGCCGUCCCCCGUGGACGCCACCAGCCGCUGCGAGUUACCACCGGCCCCAGCCCACGCCACCAGCGGCCUGCCAGCCGCCUCUGGAGGCGUCGGCAGCCCUUCGCCGCCGUCCCGAACCCCCGCCGCGCCGAGGUUCCAACCGGGCCGAGCCAGACCCGACUGGGCCCGACCGGCGUCGAGGAAGUCCGCCGAGGCCGCCACAAACCCCUACCGGCCUCGGCUCCCUUGUUGCACGACCUCCACCUAGUGCCGGCCCCGAAGGGAAGGUCACCACCACCUCAACGGGGUGGACGAGAGCCGGUUCCUCCUCCUUUCCCACCGGCUCUCCCACCUGGCCCUUACAACGUCCUCCCAAAGGCCACCGGCCUCGUCGUGCGGCCGCCGGCCCCGCGCGCGUGUCUAUCCCGUCCCGAGUCGACCCCGCCGAUCCCACGAGAUCCAGUCGACCCCCGCCUAAUCCCAAUCCCAAAGUGGAGCUUUGGGAUCUAGAAGGAUAUUCAUCCAUCUCAUUUGAAACGCCUUUUUGGGGGCUUCAACUAGCUAAAGCUGGGUCGAGGGAUGGUCAACCACGUGGAACGUGCUGUCAGGGAGGCUCAAGCUUUUGA